AUGGCUACUGCCGUGAGUACUAAUACCAACUCAACCGAAAUUUUCGUACUAUGGUCUAAACCCAUUCCACCAAAUAUCAAGUCUUCACCCGCUAUAUUUUUCGAACAUAUAGCGGCAUUGAUUAAUCAUGUGUGCCAUCAUAUAACAAAAAUAAACAAAUUAGUGUUGGUGGUUUCUGGUGAUGCUCUUAAAAAAUUAAUUAAUGAUCGAAUACAUGAUUUCCCACAAAUCGAAAUCAUUUAUGCGUAUUAUGAUAAUAAUUAUGAUCUCGAAGAAGGUAAAGGUGUUUAUCAAACAAAAUGUCCAAAAAUUCGUUUUAUUCAUGAACGAAAUGUAGAAACACAAUUAGUAGAAACAAUAAUGGUUGGUCAUGCUAUUAAUCGGUUGAGACCGAUUGAAUGUGAAGUAAUAAAUAGUGUUGCAUCAUCAAUAGAACAACGUAUUGGUGCUAAACGAUCAAAUACUAAUAGUUGUCAUUCACCAGAACCAAAACUACUUUCUAUUAUGCCGACAUAUGAUUAUUCUAUUAAGAACAUUGAACAAAUUUCAUCCACUUAUGUAGUUAGUACGAUUAAUGAUCAACAUCGUAUUCGGCUUGGUCAAAUACAAGCAAUGAUAUAUAGUCUAUUGAAUCGUUUAAAUACGGUAAUUAAUGACCAACAGCAAAUUCAUAAUAGUAUUCGUCAUAUUCACACAUUACUUCAAACGCUUGCUCAUAAUUACUGUUCUCUUCAAGCAUCCUAUGAAACAAGCGCUGCUCUUGCACAAGGUCUCAACAUGAAUUAUGAUUUUAUAUGUCAAGAACUUUGGUCAAUACAACGAAAUUUCGAUGAUGCAUUGCAUACCUCGCAUUGUGGCCGAUACAUAUGGAAAAUAAACAAUGUUGAAGAGAAAAUAGUUGAUGCAGAAUCUGAACGACAAACAUCAAUUUAUUCACCUCCAUUUUAUACAUCACCAACAGGCUAUAAAAUGUGCCUAAGAUUGUAUUUAAAUGGUGAUAGCGAUACUCGUAACACACACAUAUCUUUAUUUUUGGUCAUCAUGCGAAGUGAUUACGAUGCUAUUCUUCACUGGCCAUUUUCUUAUGAAGUAUCCUUUUGUUUAAUUGAUCAAUCAACAUUAAAUAAUAAUAAUCAACGUAAUAUAACUGUUGCGUUUUGGCCUGAUAUAAGAUCAACCUGUUUUCACCGUCCUGUUAACAAUAUGAAUGAUGGUUAUGGUAAAAAAGAAUUUCUUUCUCUCGUCGAAUUCGAACAAAAUAAAAACCUUUAUGUAAGAGAUAAUACUAUGUUCAUUGAAGCCAAUAUUAACUUUUUAAGUGAAAGACCAGUAUUGUCGUCGAUUUCACAUGCAGGUGAAUCACCUAAUGAUGAAAAGCACAUCGACACAAUUAGUGAAGAUUUUAUGAAUGCAAGUUAA
This is a messenger RNA of Rotaria sp. Silwood1, 1419 nucleotides long. Lineage: Eukaryota; Metazoa; Rotifera; Eurotatoria; Philodinida; Philodinidae. The record is from the annotation of a GenBank genome assembly.